AUGACGAUUACAAAUAAAGAUAAUGAUAAAAAACCAAGUCUUGCAAUUUAUGGUCACGAUGCACGAAUUCCAGAAUUGAAUUAUGUAUGUAAACAUGAAGAAGAAUUCACGGUUGGAACAUUGAAAGUACGUUCGCUGCAUACACCAUCGCAUACAAAAGGAAGCGUAUGCUAUUAUGUACGAGAUUGUAAUGAAAUGAAUGACGAUAUAGAAAGAGCUUUAUUCACUGGAGAUACUUUAUUAACUGGCGGAUGUGGAAAAUUUAUCGAAGGAGAUGCCAAAGAUAUGUAUAAUGUUCUUUAUAAUAUAUUGGGAACAUUACCGAAAGAUACAAAGGUUUAUUGCGGUCAUGAAUAUGGAAUGUCGAAUCUUCAGUUUGCCAAUACGAUAGAUCCAAAUAAUCAAAAUAUUCGCAGAAAGUUGGCGUGGUUACAAUCUGCUGAUUGUACAGUUCCUAGCACUAUUGGAGAUGAAUUGGAAUGUAAUCCUUAUUUAAGGGUUUCGGAAUUGUCGAUUCAAAAUGCCACAGGAACAUUAGAUCCAUAUGAAGCUUUACAAAUGUUGAGAGCAUUAAAUGAUAAUUUUAAUGUUCAAAAUAAUGGAAUUAAUAAUUUAAAUGGAUCGUUAGGAAUGAAUAAUUGUGUUAGUCAAUUUAGUAAUGGAGCCAAUUCAAAAGGAAAUAACAAACGAGCUAAACGAGCUCAAGUCAUGAAGAAACUUAAAAAAUAUUCUCGGGAUAGUUGA
Molecule: messenger RNA, 744 nt
Organism: Diversispora eburnea
Lineage: Eukaryota; Fungi; Glomeromycota; Glomeromycetes; Diversisporales; Diversisporaceae
Source: the annotation of a GenBank genome assembly